UGCAAAGCCGAACGAAGCUACACAGGCCUACAGCCAGCAAGCAGCCUGAAACCAAACUCUAGCUAGCAGCUAGCUAGUAGGCAAACCAAGCCAGUCGAUGACGACGCCCGGAAGCAUUGCCAGCCGGUGGCGCGAGCUCCAGGGCGCGGACUCAUGGUCCGGGCUGCUGGACCCGCUGGACCUCGACCUGCGCACGAACAUCAUCACCUACGGCGAGCUGACGCAGGCCACCUACGACGGGUUCAACCAGGAGCAGCGGUCGCCGCACGCGGGCGCGUGCGUGUUCGGCUACUCCAACCUGCUGACGAGCUCGGGCGCCGCGGCGGCCGGGAACUACACCGUCACCAAGUUCAUCUACGCGACGUCGGCGCUCCCCGGCGUGCCCGAGGCGUUCCUGCUGCUGCCGCUGCCGGACCUGCUGCCGGAGUCGUGGAGCAGGGAGUCCAACUGGAUGGGGUACGUCGCCGUCGCCACCGACGACGGCGUCGCCGCGCUGGGCCGCCGCGACAUCCUCGUCGCGUGGCGCGGCACCAUGCGCAGCCUCGAGUGGGUCAACGACUUCGACUUCACGCCCGUGUCCGCCGCGCCCGUGCUGGGUUCCGCCGCCGCCGCCAACCCAGCCGCCUUGGUGCACCGCGGGUUCCUCUCCGUGUACACGUCCAGCAACCCGGACUCCAAGUACAACCAAACCAGCGCCAGAGACCAGGUCCUGGCGGAGGUGAGCAGGCUGAUGGCACUGUACAAGGACGAGGUGACGAGCAUCACGGUGACCGGGCACAGCCUGGGCGCGUCGCUGGCGACGCUCAACGCCGUGGACCUCGCGGCCAACGGCGUGAACGCGCCGCCGGCGGGCUCCGCGCAGCCGGCGUGCCCCGUGACGGCGUUCGUGUUCGCGAGCCCGCGCGUCGGGGACGGCAACUUCAAGCGGGCGUUCGCGUCGUUCCCGGACCUGCGGGCGCUCCACGUGAAGAACGCCGGCGACGUCGUGCCGACGUACCCGCCGCUCGGGUACGUGGACGUGGCCGUGCAGCUGCCCAUCGCGACGGGGCGGUCGCCGUACCUGAAGCAGCCCGGGACGAUCUUGACGCUGCACAACCUCGAGUGCUACCUCCACGGCGUCGCCGGCGAGCAGGGCAGCGCCGGAGGGUUCAAGCUGGAGGUGGACCGCGACGUCGCGCUGGCCAACAAGGGGGAGGACGCGCUAAAAAACCAGUACCCGGUGCCCGUCUCCUGGUGGGUCGCCAAGAACAACUUCAUGGUCAAGGGCACCGACGGCCACUGGGCGCUCCAGGACUUCGAGCAGAUCUGAUCAUCAGAGCAGAGCUAGCUCGCGCGGCCAUGCACGAUGUUUCCAGUAUGUCUGAAUAAUGAGUGCCAAUAGGCAAUACGGCAUGCAUGUAUUAUCAUUCAGGUUUUCUCUGUGUGUGUGUGAUGCUUGUCAGUUGUCACCUCUUCCUAUCCUAUGAACCGGAAAUUGCGAUGAGGAGUCAAAUAUUAUUUAUAAAUAAAUAAACCAUCUUCUGAUUGUGAUUGUGUCUCA
Sorghum bicolor (sorghum) is the source of this 1540-nucleotide messenger RNA. Its product is annotated as phospholipase A1-II 7. Gene Ontology annotation, molecular function: glycerophospholipid phospholipase A1 activity. Gene Ontology annotation, biological process: lipid metabolic process. The coding region runs from base 98 to 1309 and encodes 403 amino acids. The record is from RefSeq and is a predicted model, not a curated record. The transcript has 2 exons. NCBI's taxonomy places the organism in Eukaryota, Viridiplantae, Streptophyta, Magnoliopsida, Poales, Poaceae.